Chara braunii is the source of this 2825-nucleotide messenger RNA. The record is from the annotation of a GenBank genome assembly. NCBI's taxonomy places the organism in Eukaryota, Viridiplantae, Streptophyta, Charophyceae, Charales, Characeae.
CUGGAGGCACUACCUCUUGGAUCGCUUUUUCUACGUCAGGACUGAUCAUCGGACCCCAAGGUGGAUGAAGACUCAACCGGUACUCUCCGAUGCUCUGAAGGGAUGGAUUGAAGUCAUGGAACAAUAUGACUUUGAGCCACAGUACAUCAAGGGGGAGUACAACAAGGUUGUUGAUGCGCUGUUGCCUAGGCCAGACUUCCUAGGUGCACUGGUCACUGAAUUUGGGCUUGUGGACGAUAUUACUCGUUCUUUGGUAGAAGCCUAUCGCGAGGAUCCGUUUAUGGCUGAGAUCUACAUAGCACCGUGUUCGCGUUCGAAGGAGAACGCGAACAUGUUCGCCCGAACUGAACUGUGGAAGGCCGCAGCUGCAGAACAAGGGACACAGCUGCAGAUGACCUCCAACAACCACCCAGAGGCAAACGGACAAGCAGAGCAGCUGAACCACGUUGUUCAACACCUGCUCUGGCAUUAUAUCAAGCCCAAUCAGGUGGACUGGGAUGAGAAACUUGCUCUCAUCGCCAGUCUGUACAACAACGCUGUGCACAGUGCAACAGGCCACGACAGCAGUGCCAUGUCAACAACCAGUCACCGCAACAACAGGUCACGUCAGUGCAUGGUGCUCACCCGCUCAAAGAUAAGCGGCAUGGAGCAGCAGCCAGCCGAGACUACCGAGACUUAUGAGGGGUGCAUGUUGAACAUGGUAGCAGAAUUCAAGCAACAGGCAACUGCGGCAACAUCCGCACGUAAGAAGGAACAACGUCGCCUCGCUGAACAGCAGCGAGAGGCGGACGCUGAGGCAGCAAGGAAGACCGCAAACGAACGCCAUCGACUACGCCGAGACAAACUCCUCGAAUGUGAGGGGGAUAUCGAGGUGAUCGCCGGCGAAUGGGCAGUGGCUGCUGAAGAGGAGGGUGCCCCCUCUGCUGUGCGUGGCCUUGCCACCACAAUCGAACAUGUGAGCGACUUGGUUGCCACCUGUGCAGCACAGCAAGAUGACAUCCUCUGCGUGGACACCCUGGUCCGGACGCAGAUUCAAAUUAUUGACGAACUGCUUGACAGGGUACCCCGGCUGGAACGGCAACUUGCAACAACCACCCCUGCCGGACACUCCAACUUGACGGACCGCGUCAACGUCUUGGAAAUCGACGUCGGGACUGUCAAGGACGGCGCUCUAACGACAAAUCAGCGGAUUGACCAGCAGAUUUGCGCCGCCGCAGUCAGUCCGACUGUGACUAAUCGCGAGAGCAUCCCGAAGUUUGACGGCCUCCCGAUCUUCUGCGGUGCAACAGCAUGGCAUAAGCGGUUCCAAGUGGAGCCACCCGAGCUUCAGGCAGCCGAGAAACUUCAACGUCCAAGGCAAAUUCCCUUCGGGAAAGUGAGCACCGCAGAGAGUGAUGCGGCUGCACUCUCAACGCCUUCGGAAGCGGUUGCUUUGCGAGCGACCUCUCUUCAUUCUGAGGCACAUGCUGAAGUCGACAGUCCUCUCUUGUAUUCUUAUGAGGACUAUGCUGCCUGGCUCGUCCCUUCGAUGGGUUCUCAAGCUCAAGGACAAGAUGUGUGUUCGGCUUCUUCUCCGUCCGACAACAACAACAAUAUAUCAACUUCAAGUGGCUCUUCAAGCGAUUCAACGCACGAGUUCAACAUAGAGGUCUUGGACCCGUUGACGUCCGAGGAUUUUGCAUGGCUUCCUCUCCCUUCCACAGGCUGCUUGCCGGGACUGCAAUGCGCAACACUAUGCGCCCAUCUCCACACAUACUUAGCCUUCUAUGCACCACCAUCUUCGCCGUCGGAUGACGAAGCUGCGGUGGGGGACAUCCUUGCGUAUGUUACCAAGGUGGCCCGCGAGUUUCGCAUGCAGCGGUACGAUGAUAACAACGCACCGCUCCUUUAUGUCCGCAUCCAAGUUGGGCAAGCGUCCUGCAGCGCUUUGCUGGAUAGCGGCACGACUCGCAAUUUCAUCAGCCAGUCCUUUAUCCAAAAGGCCGGCCUUGGCACUCAAGUUCGAAGGAAGCCAAACCCGACGACGAUCAAGUUGGCGGACGAUCGGAUGCAACAACUCCUCGAUUACUACAUUGAAGUCGUGCCGGUUUAUUUCGCACCUCAUGCAUGCAAACCGGUGACGUUUGACGUCUUAGACACGGACUUCGACAUUAUUUUGGGGAUGCCUUGGCUUGCAAGUGCGGAUCACACGGUUAACUUUCAUCACCGGACACUUACCGUUCGCGACGCCUUCGGCGCCGAGGUGCCGUGUACCAUUCCUCUUCCGCACUCCUCGAUCCGGUGCCAAGUUGUAACGGCCAAGUCUUUUCGGGCCACGUGCCCUUAUGAGCGGACCGACGAGAUAGGCCUAUGUUUUCUACGAGCUGCCACGACGACCGAAUCUUCACCUACGGACUUGUCUUCGGACCCCCGAGUGGUGCGGCUUCUCGGCGAGUUCACCGACAUGUUCGAGUCUCCUACCGGUGUGGUGCCGGAUCGGCCGAUCUCCCACGAGAUCAUUCUUCAGCCUGGUGUCGUGCAGCCGAAAGGAUGCAUCUAUCGCAUGAGCGAGGAAUAGCUCGUGGUUCUCCGCGCUCAACUCGAGAAUCUUUUGGACAAGGGCUGGAUCCGCCCUAGUAGCUCACCAUAUGGUGCGCCACCAGUUCCAACCUCGAUCCAUUGAAAAUUGCAGCAGUCCACAAGCAGGUGGAGAACGGUUCGUGCUUGACAGACUAAAUAGGGUUACCGAGGGGUGCAUAAAAUCGUCACAUUUAAUAGAGUACCCUACUACCCCCUGAACUUCGACUAUUUUUUUGUCCCAUCGGUAACAAAAUAUCCACGAGUAC